This is a messenger RNA of Rotaria sordida, 576 nucleotides long. The record is from the annotation of a GenBank genome assembly. NCBI's taxonomy places the organism in Eukaryota, Metazoa, Rotifera, Eurotatoria, Philodinida, Philodinidae.
AUGGGUAAUAAGCAACCUAAGAAAACAAUAUCAAAUGAACUUACUGAAGAUCAGGUAGGUGUGCUCAAAUCAAAUACCAAAUUUACUGACAACGAAAUUCGAGAAUGGCAUGAGAGUUUCAUGCGGGAUUGUCCAACUGGUCGAAUCGAUAAGAAAAGGUUUGUUGAAUUCUAUAAACAAUUUUAUCCAAAUGGAAAAGUAGAUAAUUAUUGCAAACAUGCAUUUCGUCCAUUUGAUACUGAUAAUAAUGGUACGAUUGAUUUUCAAGAAUUUCUCUUAGCCAUUGCAACUAAAACUCAAGGUGAUCUAGAUCAUCGUCUUAUCUUUGCUUUUAAUAUGUAUGAUAUGUCUAAGGAUGGACUCAUCAAUCAAAAAGGACUAAUUACAUUAAUCUCAGCUAUAUAUGAUCUUGUUGGUGAAACUGAUCGUAAAGGUGAUCGUGAUCCAAAAAAAAUUGCUGCAGACAUUAUAGCAAAACUUGAUUCUAAUGGUGACAACAAAUUAAGUAAGGUAGAAUUCAUUGCUGGAUGUAAAAACAAUCCGAAUAUUCGUGCAUUACUUGCUCCUAAUAUUUAA